This is a messenger RNA of Talaromyces proteolyticus, 1725 nucleotides long. RefSeq names its product SCA7, zinc-binding domain-containing protein. The transcript has 4 exons. Gene Ontology annotation, biological process: RITS complex assembly; regulation of transcription by RNA polymerase II; regulatory ncRNA-mediated heterochromatin formation. The coding region runs from base 157 to 1383 and encodes 408 amino acids. Gene Ontology annotation, cellular component: SAGA complex. The record is from RefSeq and is a predicted model, not a curated record. NCBI's taxonomy places the organism in Eukaryota, Fungi, Ascomycota, Eurotiomycetes, Eurotiales, Trichocomaceae.
CCAAGGCAUCACGCAACUCCGCCCCCAGAAUCAGGAUCAGGCGCCUCAUCGACACCACCAACCUCACUUUAUCGGCACCGUCGAGUUCAUACUAAGAACUAUUACUGCGGUAGUGCCGAAGUAUUCCUUGUGUAUAUCGAUCGCCUUCGUGCGAUCAUGACGACGAACGGAGCUGCAGGACGAGCUUCGUCCGUCGCGUCCAAUUCCAGCAACCUGGUUGACGCGUCUGGCUACAAGUUCUCUGAAAAGGACACCAAACCAGGCAAGAUCAAGCUGAAGAAGCAGGCCUCUGGAAAGGCCGCCAAGCCCGGCAACAAGUCCGAGCCGCAAGGUAACGAUGCCGAUGCUCCCGGAUCGCCCGAUGGCACCCCCGUCUUACCAGAAAUGGAUGCGAAGACAAUGACAGCCUUCCCAUCCGGCAAACCGCGAGAGGAUGAGCUAGAAACCGUGAUUUGCAAGCAUUGCAAACGGCCGCAGUUAAAACAGACUGCGGCGGAACACAUCCGUGGUUGUCUCAAGGCCAAGCAGGAGAAAGCGAGGAAGAAGAAAGAGGCUCGCGACGCAAAAAAUCAAGCCAAGGUUGCAGACAAGGACGUGGAUGAUAAGGAUGACGAUAAAGACGAUGAUGGUGUUAGCGGGCAGAAGAGCGCGAAGAAGAGUGCCGUCAAGGGUAUGGCGGACGACGGGCCGAAGAAGGGCAAGAAACGGAAGGCGGACGCCGAAGAUGAGAAGGAUAAGGAGCCGAAAAAGAAGAAGAAGAAGGAAGAACCCAAGCCGAAAGUUCCCAAGCCAAAAGGUCCCGUCGAUGUUGAGAAGCAGUGUGGUGUGCCGCUGCCGAAUGGUGCUCAGUGUGCAAGAUCGCUUACUUGCAAGAGUCAUUCUAUGGGCGCAAAGCGUGCUGUACCUGGACGUUCACUCCCGUACGAUAUGCUCCUGCAAGCUUAUCAGAAAAAGAACCAGGCUCGUCAGCAAAAAGCUGCAAUCGAUGCCAAUGCUCCUUUGCAGGAUGAGCUCGAAAACAACGGUCCUGUUGACUCUGACGAGGAGCGGGAUUCUGUCAUGGCUGCAAUUGCGCGUUCACAUCCAACGCCACUUGUGACCCAUACUCUGGUGCCGAUGCGUAAAAAGUACCAUUAUGUACGCAUGAAAGAGAUGCUCUCCAAUGUUCUUGGGGGUGUUGGAGGUGGUAGUCUCUUUUCCACCAACCAAACUAAUGGUGAUUCUAGAGGGUUUUUCCAAAUGGAAAGUCCUACUGUGACGACAGCAACAGUAUUGCCAGAUACUUCGGACGAUCCAUCGAAGAAAUCAACCAAUGCGCAAGCAGCGGCAAAUCGUUCUUCGAAUACAGCUCCCACGAAGACAGCUGUUGCAGCUACCUCAUAGGGAAAGCACCGUUUUUUUGUUUUGGUCUGGCUAUUGUUGUUAUUUAUGGUAUGACUGGUUUUUUAUGAUGGGAGUUACGGAUGGUUGGGAGUGACUUGGAAAUAUUAUUAAGUGAUACCCCUGUGACAGAUUAUACAUGCGCCGCUAUACACUACUUGAGGAGAUUGUUUCCACGGGCUGGGGGUUAUAUAUAGCUUUGUCAUUUUUGAUGGAUGUACAUAUUUCAUUGGAUAUCUACACCAGUUGACCUUUUGCAGCCACAUCCCCACACUCCUUCCAGAUGUCGUUGUAAUAGGUGAUUAUUUACUCACAAUAUUCUCUAAAUUCUACCUCAUAAGCGUG